Molecule: messenger RNA, 333 nt
Organism: Emiliania huxleyi CCMP1516
Lineage: Eukaryota; Haptophyta; Isochrysidales; Noelaerhabdaceae
Exons: 4
Coding region: 1-333 (110 amino acids)
Source: RefSeq, a predicted model, not a curated record
AUGUCGCGUGUCGAGGCGAUCGUGUGGGAGGCAGGCGAGAGCGUGCUCUCGCUGCAGGUGGACGAGCUCAACGGGCCCGCCCUCCAGCUCUACCGCGGGCUCGGCUACGAGGUGGUCGGCAGGGAGCGCGCGUCCACCACGCCGUCGAGGUAUGGCCUCGUCUCGAAGCUACUGCUCGGCGGUGUGCGGGAGCGGACCUUGCUCGUGCUGCAGAAGCCGCGGCCGCCCGCUGCGGCCGAGGCGGCCGAGCCGGAGGUGCCUCGCGGGCGUGGUGUUGUGGGGCGGUUGCUGUCUGGCGUGAGGCGCCGUUUGAAAGCGCUCAAACAAAACUGA